CUCUCCCUCCCUUUUUUUUCGCAAUUUACAGGACCUCAUGCCAUAUCCAUGGCUUCCACAACUAUGGUUGCUUCCCCCUCCGACGACAGAUUCCGCAUGAAUACUCUUCCGAUCAUAGAUCUCCGUCUCCUCUCCCAAUCCGAACUCUAUUGUCUCUCUCGUUUCUCCUCCUCAUCGUCGUCUUCAAUCUCCCAAUCCAACAACGACGACGACGUUCUAAUCCCCAAAAUUGAUCGAUCUGUCUUCAACGAGUCCGCCGGUAGCCGGAAACAAACCUAUUCUCGUCUUCGUCUUGCCCCUCGCAAAUCUCAGUUUCCUUCCUCCUCCUCCUCCUCCACAAUUCGCCCCCAAUCCCCUGACCGCUUCGAUGAAGAGAGCGCUGAGAUUGUUACUCUCUUCAAGCAGCUCUUCGUUGGAGAGUCUCAUUGUGGCGUCAAUGACAGCUAUGACGAUGGAGAUGAGGACCUGGUUCUUGUUAACCACAUUUAUGAUGAAUCGGUACCUGAAUCUUCCUACGCGAUUUUUCACAGUAUUCCUGUUGAUAUCAUCGAUAGCAGUUACGCUCCGAUUAAGCGGCGGCGAGGACGACCGCGGAAGGAUAGUAAUCGGUUUGCUCAGAGCAAUGGAAAUGCGGCUGCGAACUCCAUAAGCGGAUGCGAUAAACGAGCGGAGGAGGAUGAGAUCGUAAUGGUAAUGCUGUGAACCUGGUCGCUUCGACCUACCUGUAUACGAUCUUAGUGCUUUAGGAGAUUAGGCAGACGAUGGCAGAGAUGUAGACUAAGCUGAACUGUAUAGAUUUUUUAGACAAUUGAACACGAUUAACCUAGCUGAUGAAGGAGAAUGAUUUGAUGGUCGAUUGGUUUCGAGACGGUAUCGGCUGGAAACUUUUGCUUUCGAGACGAGAUCUCGUACACAAGUUGAUGCAGAUACUCAAUUAUGUAGACAUUUGGUUCUUUUUUUUACACAUCUUCCUGCUUAUUGUUGGAGUUAGCUUACAAUUUUGUCACUCGAGUAGGAAAAAUACUGUGAAUAGUAUCAUCCCAAAUUCGUUUUUAGUUGGACGAUUUCUUCGCCUCGAACCACUUAAUGUUGAAAGCAAUUCGAGGAUGUAAUUGUAACAAGGUUUAUACUCAAAAAGUAUUAUUAGCUAGGGUGCUUGAAUUGACCCAA
Messenger RNA from Cucurbita pepo subsp. pepo (vegetable marrow), 1170 nucleotides. Its product is annotated as methyl-CpG-binding domain-containing protein 8. NCBI's taxonomy places the organism in Eukaryota, Viridiplantae, Streptophyta, Magnoliopsida, Cucurbitales, Cucurbitaceae. The record is from RefSeq and is a predicted model, not a curated record.